AUGCAGGGGUCUUCCGCGCCGGCCGAGAUAGGCGACUGUUUAUUCGCGAUAUCUGCCGAUAGCAUUGGACGCAUAGAGGAUUCUCUGCGUACGCCAGGAGCACUGUCUUCACGAAAGUCGUCUGGAUCUGGAUACUGUGAAAGGGGUUUUUCGGCAUGCUUUAGCGACAGACAGACGGUGGGCUGUUACUCAUGGAUUGCUCGCGACGAUGAACACACGCUUGCGGCGCCGGGCCUCCCGCCUGUUGUGUCUAGGGCAAUAAGCGUGUCACGUGGCCAGUCGUUGAGGGGCCGGGUGAUUAAAAAGAGCAGCAGACUGGAGUUCUGUGACGAGAACGCGUACCACGAUCCCGACCAUCCUGUCGAGCAGCUCAUGUGCUCUGUCGAUUCGUGUCAGAGACGGUGGGUAUCGAAAGCGGAAGCUUUGGAGCCGCCAUGCCCGUGCGUCCAUGUCCUGCGAGAGAAGGCAAAUAGGCCAAGGCUUUCCCUGCAUCAAGAGUGGAAGCGCGACGAGGCGUUUUCUGGAGAAGGACAGACGCAGGCGACAGCUUGUGCAAUAACCCACGAGGAAACGGGUGUGAAGGGAGGUGGUUUGUGCUUGGGUCAGUUUGAUUUUAUCACUGACAGGACGAAUUUACGGGCAAUGCUGCGUUUCCUGUAUCCAGGCCUCACGCGCUACUCUCGACAGGCUUCCAUCGAUCUCGAUGUGUAUGGGAACGUAUGUGUGAUGACGCGGAUUUCUGCCGAAACCCGUGCUCCGGAUGUCGGCUACGGGCACAGUUUUGAACACUGCUGCUGCGAGACCCAGACGAUUUCACUGGGUGAGAAGGACGCUGUUAAAGACGACACGUACGAGUUCGUGGACCUUUCGUCUUUCCACUUGAUCCAGGCCUUCACACUGUGUGACGCGGUUCGUGUCCUUGUUCGCAGCGAAGUUGACGCCUGCAGCCACCCUGUGGCUCUGAGCGUGCCUGAAUGUGCAGAAACGUUUCAAGAAAAUCGGUUUUUCGGACGGUGCGGUGCGGGCGUUCCCAAUCCCGAGUACAUUCCACUGGCUCAGCAAGGGCCCACUCUGUAUUUGUCUCGGCAAGAACCGGCGAACCUCACGCCGUUUGAAAGGGCGCUACUUGCUCGGGACGAAAGGCUGCUCAUGGAACUGAAGAGUGUGUCUGAGCGAUACGUAAGCGCUAUACCGUGGCUAGACAUUUAUAUCCAGAUGCGGCUCGGGGAUGUCCACAGGCUUCUUGUGGGGUGUCACACGCAGGGAAAAAUUGGGAGAAUGGAGCUUCUAACACUCUCCUCUGUAGCGGAAAGGGUUUUCCGGCAGCAGCUGCACACACCGACCGUGGCAAGACCUGAUCCCGUGAAUGACAACCGCCGGUCUCCAUGGACAAGCCAUGAGUCGAGAAAUACUAACAGUUCACGUGCAGAACCGGAGUGCGCUGCUGAGGUUGUCUACUGGUCGAGGCUGACGUCGCUGUUGUUGCAAUUGAAAGAGUUCGCCCUCCAGCACAGGGACGACGACGGAAAGGCAUUUCUUAGAAUUGAACUGACUGACGAGACUACGUUUCGCGUCUACCGCCGAGCACAUUCCCAACCUCGCGUAUCCGUUGAGAUUGGCUCGGCCAUAUUGAAGUGCUCGUUAUCACCGACGAGGUACGGUAGCCAGUCCAUUGGUUGCCCCUCUUUGCAGUGA
This is a messenger RNA of Toxoplasma gondii ME49, 1695 nucleotides long. RefSeq lists its product as hypothetical. NCBI's taxonomy places the organism in Eukaryota, Apicomplexa, Conoidasida, Eucoccidiorida, Sarcocystidae. Bases 1 to 1695 code for a protein of 564 amino acids. The record is from RefSeq and is a predicted model, not a curated record. The transcript has a single exon.